AUGUUAGAAGGAGCUAAGUUAAUAGGUGCGGGAGCUGCAACAAUCGCUUUAGCUGGAGCUGCAGUCGGAAUUGGAAACGUAUUCAGUUCUUUGAUUCAUUCGGUAGCUCGAAAUCCAUCAUUAGCGAAACAGUUAUUUGGUUAUGCCAUCUUGGGCUUUGCUCUUACCGAAGCAAUUGCCUUGUUCGCAUUAAUGAUGGCUUUCUUGAUUUCAUUCGUAUUUUGA
Salvia miltiorrhiza (redroot sage) is the source of this 225-nucleotide messenger RNA. Lineage: Eukaryota; Viridiplantae; Streptophyta; Magnoliopsida; Lamiales; Lamiaceae. The record is from the annotation of a RefSeq genome assembly.